Molecule: messenger RNA, 1465 nt
Organism: Erinaceus europaeus (western European hedgehog)
Lineage: Eukaryota; Metazoa; Chordata; Mammalia; Eulipotyphla; Erinaceidae
Gene: CCDC34
Product: coiled-coil domain containing 34
Exons: 6
Coding region: 59-1162 (367 amino acids)
Source: RefSeq, a predicted model, not a curated record
GGCCUUUUGGGAAAGCACAUCGCCGCCGCCGUCCGCCGUUUUGAACUUGGCGGGCAAGAUGUGGGCGGUGGGGCCUUUGGGGGCUUCCUCGCCUCCUCGUGACACCUUUCUGCUUGCCGACUGCAGGUCCAGGUCUCGGUGCUCCUCGGGUACUUUCUCUGUUCCCAUGUCCAGCGCCCGGGGCCAGGGACUGGGCACAGAGUGCUCACUGUCGCCGCCGCCGAGCUGCAGUAAUUCCACCAUGUCGCUGUUGUCUCCCCUUGGUCACCAGAGCUUCCCGUUUUACGACAGCGAUGGUGACGGGGAGGACAGGGAGGAUGAGAAAGACGUGAUCGAAGAUGCCCAUGACUCAGAGGCCAACUUGGAGAGCUUAAGAGGAUUGGAGUUACAGGGGUGCGCCAGUGUGGUUGAAUCAGAACAUAACCCAAAAGAAAAGAAGCAGGUGUGCUUACCAGAAAGCAGGCUGACACCAUGGGAAGUGUGGUUUAUUGGCAAAGAAAAAGAAGAACGUGACCGUCUGCAACUGAAAGCCCUAGAGGAAUUAAAUCAAGAGCUAGAAAAAAUAAAAGAAAUGGAAGAACGUGAAAAGAGAAAGUUAAUUGCUGAAGAAAAGCACAAAGAAUGGGUUCAGAAAAAGAAUGAGCAGAAAAGAAAAGAAAGGGAACAAAAAAUUAAUAAAGAAAUGGAGGAAAAAGCAGCAAAGGAACUGGAGAAGGAACAAUUGCAAGAAAAAUCAAAAGAAAAAUAUCACGAAUGGUUAAAGAAAAAAAAUGCUGAAAAUUAUGAGAAGAAGAAGAAAGAAAAGGAAAAAGAAAAACAACGGCAAGCUGAAUUACAAGAGAAAAAGGAAGCAGCAGAAAAAAAGUUUAAGGAAUGGUUGGAAAAUGCAAAAAACAAACCUUGUCCAACUGUGAAGAGCUAUGGUUAUGCCAGUGGAAAACUUACAGGUUUUUACAGUGGAAGUUCUUAUCCAGAACCAGCCUUUUACAAUCCAAUUCCAUGGAAACCUAUUCAUAUGCUUCCUCCCAAAGAAGUUAAGGAUCUAUCAGGAAAGAAGACUAAAAGACCUGUGGUGAGUCUUCCACACAGGUCACCAUCUCUGGUAACUCAUAAAGCGAGAAGCAAUCUUUGUCUUGGGACACUAUGCAGAAUACAGAGAUAGUAGAUAUGGGAACUUGCACGAUUUUGACUGGGACUAUUUAAUUUUAAAUUAGCAGUCUUUUUUUUACGACUUAGUCAACAACUCAACUCUGGAACUGGUUAUUGACAAGUUUAGAUUUUGUGUUUAUAUGUGAAGUUCCUAAAAUUAAUUGAGGAAGACAUUUUUAUACAUUUUCAUUUUUUUUAAAUGUUUCAAUGUUGAUCUUGGUAUAAUGGUUUUCAGGAUAAGUGACUGUCAAUUGUGUUGUAUUUGACUAUUAAAACUAUUGCAAUACCAAUAAAACCAGCACUUUGUGUUCUGUCA